Molecule: messenger RNA, 893 nt
Organism: Hippopotamus amphibius kiboko
Lineage: Eukaryota; Metazoa; Chordata; Mammalia; Artiodactyla; Hippopotamidae
Gene: PDCD1
Product: programmed cell death 1
Exons: 5
Coding region: 15-893 (292 amino acids)
Biological process (GO): positive regulation of T cell apoptotic process; negative regulation of immune response
Cellular component (GO): membrane; external side of plasma membrane
Source: RefSeq, a predicted model, not a curated record
CUGGCGCUCUGGGCAUGGGGACCCCGCGGGCGCUGUGGCCGCUGGUCUGGGCCGUGCUGCAGCUGGGCUGGCGGCCCGGAUGGCUCCUAGACGCCCCCAGCAGGCCCGGGAGCCCCCUCAGCUUCUCCCCGGCCCGGCUCAGCGUACCCGAGGGGGCGAACGCCACCUUCACCUGCAGCUUCUCCAGCAAGCCCGAGCACUUCGUCCUCAACUGGUACCGCAUGAGCCCGAGCAACCAGACGGACAAGCUGGCCGCCUUCCCCGAGGACCGCAGCCAGCCGGGCCGGGACCGGCGCUUCCGCGUCACGCCGCUGCCCGGCGGGCGGGACUUCCACAUGAGCAUCGUGGCCGCCACGCGCAACGACAGUGGCGUCUACUUCUGCGGGGCCAUCUACCUGCCCCCCAAGACGCAGAUCAACGAGAGCCACCCCGCAGAGCUCACGGUGACAGAGGGAGUCCCGGAGCUGCCCACAGAGCGCCCCAGCCCCCCGCCCAGGCCCGAGGGCCAGCUGCAGGGCCUGGUCGUGGGCAUCACGAGCGCGCUGCUGGGGGUCCUGCUGCUGCUGCUGCUGACCUGGGCCCUGGCGGCCUGCCUCCUCUGGACGCCUCCAGGUGCCGCCCGCGGGGGCUGCGCCCGCGGGAGCGACGACCAGCCUCGGAAGGAGGCUGCCUCCGCCGCGCCUGCGGCCACCGUGGACUACGGGGAGCUGGACUUCCAGUGGCGCGAGAAGACCCCGGAGCCGACGGCCCCCUGUGCCCCCGAGCCCACCGAGUACGCCACCAUCGUCUUCCCGGGCAGGCCGGGCUCCCCAGGCCGCAGGGCCUCCGCCGACAGCCCGCAGGGCCCGCGGCCGCCGAGGACCGAGGAUGGACACUGCUCCUGGCCCCUCUGA